Molecule: messenger RNA, 839 nt
Organism: Suillus discolor
Lineage: Eukaryota; Fungi; Basidiomycota; Agaricomycetes; Boletales; Suillaceae
Exons: 3
Coding region: 182-703 (173 amino acids)
Source: RefSeq, a predicted model, not a curated record
CAUAUCUUUCAAUGCUGAGUUUUAACGUGUAGCUCUUGGUUGGAAGGCACAUUUUUUUGAGACUCACACUUUUAAACCCAAGGAUUAAAUACUUCGAGAGCUGUGGGUGGGCUCCACAGCAUGAAAAUAGUCGUCCAAGCCAACAAACAAAAACUUUAGUGGCAUAGUGAGUGGCGCCUAUAUGAGACUUGCCUCGCGUUUCAAAACCCGCACUUCAGAUUCAACGCCGAUGAGGCAGGGCCCUUGCGUCAAGAGCGAGAAAACGAGCGCGAGUGAUGUACCGCCGGACCACGAGGGGUCGUGCCCAUCCCCUAUGGACACAUGCACUACACACGCCACUUCCUCUACGCCUGACGACGUAUAUGACCCCGUCGACAUUGUUGUCACGCGCACCAUCAUCUGCCCUGAUUCCAAUUCCCGUGGUGGCCCUCGUAUGCUAUCUCGCCCACAGAUGGUGUUUAGGUGGAUGUUCUCACGCUCGCCGUCUUCCACAAACACCUACUCUCCCUCUCAAUCUUCUUCGUCAUCUGUGUCACUGCGAUCCACCCCUCCUUCACGCUUCGCGAGCCUGGUGCUCAGAGCGCUCAACUGUCUCAGCCCAUCCUCAGCUUUUGAUAGAGAUGCGGAUGAUAUGAAGGCGCACAGGACGGAGAGACCUAUAUCGUGCCGAGCAGCCCUUGACAAUAUGGAAAUACACAUGUAGGAUGACCCGAACCCUCAAACUCCCUGUCUGGUAGCUCAGAAAGCUGAUAUAUCAGACUCGAAGUCAUCAGCGGAAAGAAUCUUCAAGUCCCCUCCCAGUGGCGCAUUCCUGCUGGCAUCUACAUAUCCAUCAAUGU